GUCUCUCUCGUCAAAUCGCGGGGCAUUGUGGGGCGGAGGCGGCCUUUCUCUGCGUCCAGGCGAUCGGGAAAUCUUCAAGUAAAUAACGUUAACGGGGGGAGGAGCAGUCCGAGCGCAGCCUGCGAAAAAUACAACACGUUAAAAUUGUGUUGCGCUGAGCUUUAAUUAUUACAAUUCUUAAUAUUACACAAAUAUGGGACAGGAGGAUCUCAUGAACACAGCCGAAGACGUGGCAGACCAGUUCCUGCGGUUAACCAAACAUUACCUGCCCCACCUUGCGCGUCUCUGUCUUAUCAGCACCUUCCUGGAAGAUGGCAUCCGCAUGUGGUUCCAGUGGAAUGAACAGAGAGACUACAUUGAGGCAACCUGGAGCUGUGGCUACUUCCUGGCUACCUGCUUUGUGCUGCUUAACUUGAUAGGACAGCUGGGUGGUUGUGUCCUAAUCCUCAGUAGAAAUUUUGUACAGUAUGCCUGCUUUGGAUUAUUUGGCAUCAUAGCGCUACAGACUGUUGCAUACAGCAUUUUAUGGGACCUCAAAUUUUUGAUGAGAAACCUGGCCCUAGGAGGUGGUCUGCUCCUGCUGCUGGCCGAGUCUCGUUCGGAAGGAAAGAGCAUGUUUGCUGGAGUUCCCUCCAUGGGAGAGAGUUCGCCAAAGCAGUACAUGCAGCUGGGUGGUCGAGUACUGCUAGUGCUCAUGUUCAUGACUCUGCUGCACUUUGACUCCAACUUCUUCUCUAUCCUGCAGAACAUGGUUGGAACUGCACUCAUCAUCCUGGUGGCCAUUGGCUUCAAAACCAAGCUGGCGGCGUUGACCCUCGUCGUGUGGCUUCUGGCCAUCAACGUUUACUUCAACGCCUUCUGGACCGUCCCCGCCUACAAGCCCAUGCAUGACUUCCUCAAGUACGACUUCUUCCAGACCACCUCGGUCAUCGGCGGCCUGCUGUUGGUGGUGGCACUUGGACCUGGUGGAGUGUCCAUGGAUGAGAAAAAGAAAGAGUGGUAGGCAAAGGGGGUUAAGAUAAGAGGAUUGCACAGCACCACUAACUUCCCCCACCGACUGGGACACAAAGACCCUCCCUCUCCUCCAGUUCCCCCCCGCCAGGGUACACCGUUUUUUUUUUCUAUCUUAUUUUUUUAUUUGGCCAAAUCCACAGACACCACCUCAUCCAUAUAUGGACAAUUUUUUUUUUUUUAUAUAUAUAUUUUCCUCCAAACUGCUGUUUGGGGUUUUUAGUUGAACAUGUAUAUUAUGGCAGAUUUUUUUUCGAAACCCUUCUUGUAAGUCCUCUUCUUCAUAACAAGAAUAAAAAAGCCCAUGUAUGUCAUAGUGCAAGGUAAACAACAAAUGAAUGAAAAAUGGAAGAAAAGAUGCAUUUGUUCUGCGUGCAUAAGGAAUGAAAAUAAUUUAUUUUAUUUUAUGGGUGUUGUACCAUGAGUUAUAAUAGAUUGGCUUUCAUAUUUUCUGAAUAAAACCGGCAAAUUGGAUGGAGUGCAGCAGUUUGGGUCCCUCCCCCAUGGAUGCUGGUCUUUUUCUGCCGUUGGAUCUUGGAGUGUCUGAGACUUACUCACCAUAUCGAACAUGGGCACUGAUUUGACAGCAACUCGCCUUGACUCUCCAGGUUUUUUUUUUUUUUUUUUUUUUUCUCUCUGACAACCUAGCUUUUCAAUACAUCUGUACACCUUCAUUCUCAACUGACUCUUGUUCAUGGGGGAGUCAAAUGCGGUGGUGGGGGGGAGUGUACAUUGUAUACAAAGUGGUGGAUUGCAGUCGUGCUUGAUUGAAAUUUUCAACACAAUUGUUAGCUCCAGGACUUGUUAUUGGGCACUUUGUACUGUACGUCUUUGGCAAAUUCCUACCUAAUGAACUGUAUAUGAUCGGGGAUAAUCGGGGGGGAGGAGGCUCAACAUUUGUGAAACACCAUAUUCUGAGAUCCAGAAAAGCAAAGAGGACUAAACAAAGUCACUAGCCAUCCGUGCAUCAGAGCCUCAGUGUUUUUUUUCCCUGUAUAAGAAAAAUAAAAAAAUAUUCAGUGUAUUGAAUUUUCAGAACUUUA
Perca fluviatilis (European perch) is the source of this 2054-nucleotide messenger RNA. It is a transcript of the gene surf4, whose product is annotated as surfeit 4. The transcript is spliced from 6 exons. The record is from RefSeq and is a predicted model, not a curated record. Gene Ontology annotation, cellular component: endoplasmic reticulum-Golgi intermediate compartment; membrane; endoplasmic reticulum. The coding region runs from base 194 to 1003 and encodes 269 amino acids. Gene Ontology annotation, biological process: Golgi organization. NCBI's taxonomy places the organism in Eukaryota, Metazoa, Chordata, Actinopteri, Perciformes, Percidae.